AUGGCUGAGAAAAUAGUGACCAUCAGCGGCAGUAACCAACCUAUCGUCAAGAUAGGGCAUUAUACUCUAGGGGUGACUCUUGGGGUGGGUACAUUUGGUAAAGUGAAGAUUGGCGAACAUGUCCUGACAAAGCACAAGGUUGCUGUAAAGAUACUCAACAGGCAGAAGAUCAAGAAUCUAGAUGUAGUGGGCAAAAUCAGACGUGAGAUACAAAAUCUCAAGCUGUUUAGACACCCGCAUAUAAUCAAAUUGUACCAGGUGAUAUCAACUCCAACAGACAUAUUUAUGAUAAUGGAAUAUGUAUCUGGUGGAGAAUUAUUUGACUAUAUUGUUAAACGAGGUAAAUUACAAGAGCACGAAGCAAGACGGUUCUUCCAACAAAUAAUAUCUGGUGUGGACUAUUGCCACCGGCAUAUGAUUGUGCAUCGGGAUCUGAAGCCAGAGAAUUUAUUACUUGAUCACAACAUGCAUGUCAAGAUAGCAGAUUUUGGAUUGUCAAAUAUGAUGACGGAUGGUGAAUUUUUAAGAACUUCCUGUGGGUCACCUAAUUAUGCAGCACCUGAGGUUAUAUCUGGAAAACUAUAUGCAGGUCCUGAGGUAGAUGUAUGGUCUUGUGGUGUGAUACUGUAUGCCCUGCUCUGCGGUACACUACCAUUUGAUGAUGAACAUGUUCCUACAUUGUUUAGAAAAAUUAAAUCUGGCAUAUUUCCAAUACCUGAAUAUUUGAAUAAGAAUGUAGUUAGCCUGCUUUGUAUGACGUUGCAAGUGGAUCCAAUGAAGAGGGCCUCUAUUGAAGAUGUUAAGAAACAUGAAUGGUUCCAAAAAGAUCUGCCUGGAUAUCUAUUCCCUUCUCCUGUUGAGCAGGACAGCAGCGUAAUAGACACUGAAGCGAUAUCAGAAGUAUGUGACAAGUUUGGGGUUAAGGAACAUGAAGUCCAUAAUGCAUUACUGAGUGGUGAUCCACAUGACCAAUUAGCAAUUGCGUACCAUCUCAUCAUAGACAACAAGCGGAUUGCAGAUGAGGCAGCUAAAGCUGAAAUAAAGGACUUCUAUGUUGCUGCCAACUCUCCGCCAUCGGUUCCGUCGGAGUCAGCGCGGCCUCACCCUGAGCGUAUUGCGCCGCACCCACACCCGCACGGCCCGCAAGACAAGACAAGGGGUACGCCCGUCAAGAGGGCGAAGUGGCAUCUCGGCAUUCGGUCUCAGAGCAAACCAAACGAUAUUAUGUUAGAAGUAUUCCGCGCUAUGAAGGCUCUUGACUACGAGUGGAAAGUAAUCAACCCAUAUCACGUCAGAGUACGUACUCUAAACAAAAUGACAGAGAAAUAUGUGAAGAUGUCUUUGCAAUUAUAUCAAGUGGACUACAAGUCAUACCUGCUAGACUUCAAAUCUCUGUCCGGGGAGAAGGAGGACACUGAAGAAGACGCGUCCUCACCUCUAGUCGCCUCCCUUCCCAUCCCGCCGCCCGUGUCUCCCACACAGUUGCAGGGCCACCACACAAUGGAGUUCUUUGAAAUGUGUGCUGCACUGAUCAUACAGCUAGCUCGGUAG
This is a messenger RNA of Arctia plantaginis, 1551 nucleotides long. The record is from the annotation of a GenBank genome assembly. Lineage: Eukaryota; Metazoa; Arthropoda; Insecta; Lepidoptera; Erebidae.